Messenger RNA from Psylliodes chrysocephalus, 489 nucleotides. NCBI's taxonomy places the organism in Eukaryota, Metazoa, Arthropoda, Insecta, Coleoptera, Chrysomelidae. The record is from the annotation of a GenBank genome assembly.
AUGAGCAAUGCUUUGUUUCAAUAUUCAAUAAGAAAUAAUGUUAUUAUUGAACAAAAAAUCCUAGAGAAGGGACAUACGCAAAUGGAAUGCGAUGCAAUGCAUAGUUUAAUUGAGAGGAAAAUGAAAAAUCGUUUUAUUCACAUGCCCAGUGACUAUAUAAAUAUUACUAGAAAAGCAAGAUGUAAUCCCUUUCCUAUAGAUACUUAUUUCGUAACACAUGGCUUUUUUCAAAAUUUUUCACUGGCAUCAACAUGGAGUUAUAAUUCCAUACGUCCUGGAAGGAAAACAAAUGAGCCUACAAUGACGGAUCUUAGAUAUUUGCACCAUAGUCCGACACAGAAACAAAUUUUGUUCAAAAUCAAUUUUGAUCAUGAACUCGAGCCAUUACUUUGUAGAAACGCAAAAUAUCCCAAUUUUAACGAGUAUCCAGCUUUACACAAUGAACGACUUAAGAUUAAAUAUCAAAAGUUUAAACAUCUGCAAGAGUAG